This is a messenger RNA of Candidula unifasciata, 516 nucleotides long. The record is from the annotation of a GenBank genome assembly. Lineage: Eukaryota; Metazoa; Mollusca; Gastropoda; Stylommatophora; Geomitridae.
AUGAUGAAAGCUCGAAGACCAGAGCCAGCAGAAAUUUGCCACAAUAACAUGCGCUUCCUGAUCACAGACCGUCCAACUGAUGCCAACCUGGACAAGUUUCUUCAGGAUCUGCAGAAACAUGGAGUCAAGGAUGUAGUCAGGGUCUGUGAGCCUACGUACAGCAAGGAGAAGUUGUCUGAUAGUGGCAUACGAGUGCUGGACUGGGAGUUUGAUGAUGGCAGCCCCCCACCUCCUGAUGUUGUCCAAGACUGGUUCAACCUGCUGAAGACUCGUUUCACAGAGGAACCUGGCUGUUGUGUUGCUGUACACUGUGUGGCUGGCUUAGGAAGAGCACCGGUUCUAGUGGCCCUGGCUUUGAUGGAGGCUGGUCUUAAGUACGAAGAUGCCGUGGAAAUGAUCAGAGAGAAACGGCGUGGUGCUCUCAAUGCUAAACAGCUGACCUACCUGGAACACUACAGGGCAAAGUACAGACUUCGCCAGAAGAAUGGGGGCAGUCAUGGCUGUGCUAUACUGUAG